AUGGCCACUACAUCGAGCAAAGGUACUGAUGGUGAACAUAUCGAGGCCGCACCUGUCCAAAGAAGAGGCAGGUUUGCCAGGCACUGCAGGCAGCGGUGGUGGGUCUGGCUGGCAGCCUUCUGCUUGUUUGUUUUGGUCAUUAUGAUCAUUAUUGUUUACGCCAUCCUCCCAGCUGUUUCUCAGAAGGAGCUCGAUAAAACACAUCUUACUCUCCAGAGUUUGGAGAUUCGGGACCCUACUGCCACUUCAUUCUCCCUAUCCAUAAAUUCAACCAUAUCAGGAGCCUCAGGGAUAGCAAGUCACGCAAAACUGGAUCCUAUGACUGUCAACUUCUACCUCCCGGACUCAGAGGAUGCCUUCAUGUCGCUCCCGCUGCCUGGGAUCAGUGGUGGUGGUGAUAUUCCAAUUAUUGUGCAGGAUGUACACACUGAGAUUGCCGAUAUGAAACAGUUCGGAGGCUUUGCUGGAUUGUUGCUUAGCAGCAAGGAGUUGAGCUUUGAUAUAAAGGGACGGACCACAAUUCAUGUAGGGAAGCUUCACACCAAGGUUAACUACAAUGAGGUUGUGGAGUUGAAAGGUUUCAAUAAACUUGAGGGGAUGGAAAUCCAAAGUUACAGCAUCAUCAGUAACGACUCCGAUGCCAACCUCGGCGGAAAGGUGUUUAUCCCUAACCCCACAGUUGCAACAAUCGAGAUGGGGAACGUGCACAUCGCUCUAUCGCUCAACGGUCAGGCUCUCGGCUUUGGUGUGAUUCCCAACCUCACAAUUUCACCUGGUGAUCGCCAAUACGACUUCAGGGCCAACUUUACUGAAGCGGCAAUGAGGUCACUUAUUGGAGUCAUUGUGACCGGGAAUGCUGCACUGAAUGUGGUGGGCAAUGGAACGGAGGUUGAUGGCGUGGACAUUCCCUGGCUUACAGCCCCUCUGGGUGCCUUGAAUGUUACUGUGCCAAUAGUUACUUCUUCUUAA
Morchella importuna is the source of this 969-nucleotide messenger RNA. RefSeq lists its product as uncharacterized. The coding region runs from base 1 to 969 and encodes 322 amino acids. The transcript has 4 exons. The record is from RefSeq and is a predicted model, not a curated record. Gene Ontology annotation, cellular component: fungal-type vacuole membrane. Lineage: Eukaryota; Fungi; Ascomycota; Pezizomycetes; Pezizales; Morchellaceae.